AUGGUCAUGUCCCAGGGCACCUACACGUUCCUCACGUGCUUCGCGGGGUUCUGGCUCAUCUGGGGCCUCAUCGUCCUCCUCUGCUGCUUCUGCAGCUUCCUGCGCCGCCGCCUCAAGCGGCGCCAGGAGGAGCGGCUGCGCGAGCAGAACCUGCGCGCCCUCGAGCUGGAGCCCCUGGAGCUGGAGGGCAGCCUGGCCGGGAGCCCCCCGGGCCUGGCGCCGCCGCCCCCGCCCCACCGCGGCCGCCUGGAGGCGCCGGCGCACGCGCACCCGCACGCGCACCCGCUGCCGCACCACGGGCCCGCGCACGCGCACCCGCUGCCGCACCACGGGCCCGCGCCGCCGCACCCGCCGCCGCCUCACCUGGCCGUGCCGCCGCGGCCCUGGAGCUACCCGCGCCAAGCGGAAUCGGACAUGUCCAAGCCGCCGUGCUACGAAGAGGCGGUGCUGAUGGCCGAGCCGCCGCCGCCCUACAGCGAAGUGCUCACGGACACGCGCGGCCUCUAUCGCAAGAUCGUCACGCCCUUUCUGAGCCGCCGCGACAGCGCGGAGAAGCAGGAGCAGCCGCCGCCCAGCUACAAGCCGCUCUUCCUGGACCGGGGCUACACGUCGGCGCUGCACCUGCCCAGUGCCCCGCGGCCCGUGCCGCCCUGCCCUGCGCUCUGCCUGCAGGCGGACCGUGGCCGCCGGGUCUUCCCCAGCUGGACCGACUCGGAGCUCAGCAGCCGAGAGCCACUGGAGCACGGAGCCUGGCGCCUGCCGGUCUCCAUCCCCUUGUUCGGGAGGACUACAGCCGUAUAGAGGGCGCCCGGCGUCCCGGGCCCCACCCGCGGACUCCAGGCCUGAUAGCGGGGCUUUUUAAAUGCUUCCCUUGGACUGCGGGGGUGGGGGGGCGGGGCGGGCGGGAGGGAUUUCUUACCCCGUUUGUUACAUUUUGAGGAUAAUAAAGGUGUGUGAUCUGGUUUGGUA
This is a messenger RNA of Hippopotamus amphibius kiboko, 969 nucleotides long. RefSeq names its product proline rich 7, synaptic (gene PRR7). Lineage: Eukaryota; Metazoa; Chordata; Mammalia; Artiodactyla; Hippopotamidae. Bases 1 to 801 code for a protein of 266 amino acids. The record is from RefSeq and is a predicted model, not a curated record. The transcript is spliced from 2 exons.